Messenger RNA from Phascolarctos cinereus (koala), 8231 nucleotides. The record is from RefSeq and is a predicted model, not a curated record. NCBI's taxonomy places the organism in Eukaryota, Metazoa, Chordata, Mammalia, Diprotodontia, Phascolarctidae.
UGAAGUGGAAGAGCUGGUUUCAGUUCGCCGUAGUGCAAGUGUGUGCGGCUGGAGGGUGUCCCUGGGCUGUGCUGAGGAGGCUUUGGGUUGUGCAAUCCUUUCUGAGCGCCAGAGCAGAAGUCCUCCUCUGCUGUUGCAUGCUCCCCCCGCCUCUUUUUUUUUUUUUCAAGCUGUGAGCUCAACCGAUGAGUCAGAGCCGUGCAAUCCUGACACUGCAUCGCAGGGCUGGGGGUGACACAGAGGGAGAGAGCGAGGGAGAAAACACGGGCUCCGUGCGAACCAGGUAGUCAGAGCAGGACUUAGCCCUUGCACUACGAACCGAGGGUGACGGGACGCCAGGUUUUUGCGAGCAAACUUUCCACUCCCUCCCAGGACCGGGGGACGGAGGGCCCAUCAUCCAGGAAGGAGGGGGGUGGGUGGGCAGCGAGCGUCGGGUUUGUUUUUAAAUUUGGGGAGGUGCGUGCAAGCUGCUGGUGGUUCCCCGGGCCAUCGAAAUCAGUCCACUGCAGCAGGAAGGGAAGCCGAUACCGGAGCCUGCUGGCCCGCUCCCGGUCCUCGGGGCAGGCAAGGGGCACUGAAAAUUUUGGCACCAUGAAUUGGGGAAGGAUAAAAGAGGUGAUGUGCGGGAUUUGAGAGACCCUUUAGAAGAACCAGAAGGAACCUUGAGUGACUGACCAAGUCCACCUGAGUCUUCCCUGUUCCCCCCUUUUCUUCCUUUGGCGACUGGAAAUUAGCAUUCAGCAACCACUGGUGAGGGGAGCCCAUGCUCCAAGGGGCUUUUCCCUGGGGGAUGGGCAGCUGGUAAGCUGGUAUCUCUUGGCCCUGGCAUAGCAAACCACACGAUGAACCUCCAGGCCCAACCCAAGGCCCAGAACAAAAGGAAGCGGGUUCCGUUUUUCAGCGACCCAGAAACAGCAGCAGCAAAGGAGCAGCAGCAGCUGAAGGAGGGGCAGUAUUAUGGUCAUGGUGGGCCAGUUAGCAGCAUCCCUACCUCCCAGCCUGCCGAGCUACCCCCUCACAAUACCCUGUCGCUACUGAACUCAGUAGUUUACAGAACAGACCGGGGUAAUCCUCCCAUGCUUUCUCAACCGGUAGCAGCUGUGAAGUGGCCAAAUUCAGUGAUGGGCCGGGUGCCCGAACGGUGGGAUGCAAGCUGGCAGCAGCAGUCCCAGUCCUCUCCCCACCCGUUGUGGAACCAUGCAAUCACUAUGUAUGGUGGCCAAAAGGGGGCCCCCCACCCUGGGGUUGGGGUCUCGGGUUUCUACAGCCACCCCGAGGCCUUGAAACGAAGCCAGGAGAAAGGGAUCCUGCCACUGGAUCCGUACAAUGAUGCCAUACAGCAGAUGAUGUCCCAAAAGGCACAGCUGGAGCUGGGGAGGCCCCAGGCCCCAGUGAACUCCUUCCACACACCCAAGAAACCCCCGAGCCAAUUGCCCCUGCAGCCUUUCCAGUUGGCAUUUGGGAACCAGGUGAACCGCCACGUUUUCCGACAGGCCCCACCUGGUACCAAUCCAGCUGCCUUUCCCCCACAGCAGAAACAGCAGGCCCUCCCCCAGAUGCAGCUUUUUGAGAAUUUCUAUCCUCCCCAGCAGCAGCCUCCACCUCCACCCCACUCCCAGCAACCCCAGGACUUCAGCCUUCAGUCAGCUGGCCCCAUGGGUCAGGCUCACCUUGGGGCCCAUCACAGUAUGGUGCCCUGUCCCUUCCCUGCCAAUCCUGAGAUGAACCCAGAGCUCCUGAAGGCCCUUAUGCAGGACCAGUCUACGCAACCUGUGCUACCUCAGGCCCAGAUCUCCUUCCCACGGCGCUCCCGGCGCCUCUCCAAGGAAGGGAUUCUACCGCCCUCCUCAUCCACAGCUGCCCUGGAUGGCCCCCAACCCCGGGAAGAGAUGUCCAGCAACCUGUUCUUGCAUCACUGGUCACAGCAGCAGCACCUGCCCCAGGGUAGCCUGGUGCAGCCCCAUCCCGAAACCCUGGGUCAUGAGAAGGGCAGCCACCUCAUGCCCCAGUCAGAGCAAGGUGGGGCUAUUCUUGGUGGUCAACAGCACCUGCCUGAAGGGGAGAGACUAGCGCAGAAUGGCCGGGAGCGGGAGGCCCCUGAAGGCGGUGAUGCCUGGGGAGCCAAUGACUAUGGCGUGGUUCGAGGAGGGGUGAUUCAGAGCACGAGACGGCGGCGGCGGGCUUCCCAGGAGGCCAAUUUGCUAACAUUGGCUCAGAAAGCUGUGGAACUGGCCUCACUCCAGAAUCCAGUGGAUGCUGAAGGCCUAGAGGAGAGGCGGAAGACAGUGGUAGCAUCUGCAGCCAAGAGUGUGGUGGAGUUUGCUGGGCCUUCACCCCCCUCCAAACGGGCACGAGAAGACAGUGGGAUGGUGCCUCUUAUCAUUCCUGUGUCAGUCCCUGUGUGCAGGGUGGAUCUGCCAGAGGUAGCACAGCUGGGGUAUUCAGAUGAGGAAGGGAAAGUCCCUUUGGCCUCAGCGCCUGAUCGGAGCCCCACGGAACACAAACCCUCAGUCAUUGUCACACGAAGGAGAUCCAACCGGAAUCCCGUGGCCGAUGUGCCAGCCCAGGUUGAAGAUGUGGAUCCCAAGGGGGAUGGUGAGGGUUUGGUUCGAAAACCAAAGCAGAGGCCUCGACCUGAACCCUUGAUUAUCCCCACCAAGGCAGGCACUUUCAUUGCCCCUCCAGUCUACUCCAACAUUACUCCCUACCAGAGUCACCUACGCUCUCCCGUCCGCCUGACUGACCACCCAUCUGACAGAAACUUUGAGCUUCCCCCCUACACGCCCCCACCUAUACUCAGCCCUGUUCGUGAAGGCUCUGGCCUCUACUUCAACGCCAUCAUGUCAGCCACUGGCCUCGUUGCCCCUCCCCCCAUCACACCAAAGAGUGCUCACCGUACCCUACUCCGGUCCAACAGUGCUGAAGUCACUCCACCUGUUCUUUCUGUGAUGGGGGAAGUUACACCUGUCAGCAUUGAGCCUCGAAUCAACGUGGGGACUAGGUUCCAAGCGGAAAUCCCCCCAGUCCGGGACAGGGCCCUGGCAGCUAUGGAUCAGCAUAAAGCUGACCUGGUCUGGCAGCCGUGGGGAGAUCUGGAUGCUAGCAGGGAGACUCAAGGGCAAGUGGAAGACCUUCUGACCGCCGCCUGUUCUAGUAUCUUUCCUGGGGCUGGAACCAACCAGGAGUUAGCCUUGCAUUGCCUGCAUGAAGCCAAGGGUAACAUCUUGGCAACGCUGACCAAACUGCUUCUCAAGAAGCCACUGAGACCUCCCGAUCACCCACUGGCAAAUUACCACUAUACAGGGUCUGACCAGUGGAAAGUAGCUGAAAAAAAAUUAUUCAAUAAGGGCAUUGCCAUCUACAAGAAGGACUUCUUCCUGGUGCAGAAGUUGAUUCAGACCAAAACGGUGGCCCAGUGUGUGGAGUUCUACUAUACCUACAAGAAGCAGGUGAAAAUUGGGCGAAAUGGGACCCUGACCUUCGGGGAUAUCGAUGCCACCGAUGAGAAACUGGGUCAGGAGGAAGUGGAAGUGGACGUUAAGAGUUCCCAGAGGUUGACAAGGGUCCAGCCUCCCAGAAGGGAGGCCCCAAGUGAAGAAUGUGCAGUGGCCAAGAAGGAGGCCAAGAAGGAGGACAGGGAGGUGGAAGGGAAGCAGGAAGAGCAAGAAGAGGUGCGGGAGAGGAGCCGGAGGGCAGCAGCUGUCAAAGCUGCCCAGACGAUACAAGCCAACGAAGCGAUCAGUGACGUCCUCAUCCUCAGGAACCAUGAGUCCAGUGCUCCUGGGGUGGCCAGCAGCCGAGCCACGGAAAAGCCUAAGGAGAGCUCUGGGAAAUCUCGAAGAGGUGGACCCAUCACAGAGAAGAAGACCACAGAGACCUUAAGUAAAUCCCAGAACCAGGACAGCACGUUUCCUUGUAAAAAAUGUGGCAGGGUAUUCUUCAAGGUAAAGAGUCGCAGUGCCCACAUGAAGAGCCAUGCGGAGCAGGAGAAGAAGGCGGCAGCGCUGAAGCAGAAGGAGAAGGAAGCAGCAGCUGCAGCAGCCGCAGCGGCAGCUGCUGCCACCCGCCUCCAGGCCCGACGGGAGAACAGCGGCGGUGGUGGUGGUGGCGGUGGCGGCGGCGGCGACGGCAGCAGCAGUGGAAGCUCAGAUGAAGAUGGCGAGGCGUAGUGAGCCAAGGUAGUGGACUCAGCUGGGAAAGCAAUGAGGCUGGUUCUCCCCCACUCUCCCUGUGCUGGGUGAUUCCCCUCUCUAUACCUUCACCUGCCUUGUGGCUGCGGCUGCCUGGCCCAACAGACCCUCACUGGGGAUUCAGAUGGGAAUCAUGAAGACUUAAAAAAAUAUGGAACAAAAGACAAGCUUUUAUUUAAUUUAUGAAGGCCCUGGGAACAGUGUUACCUGGGACAGGACCUAGUUGUCCUUAUAUUGAGUCCGUCAGACCUUGUCCCUGUGCUUUUUCAGAAUGGUAGGACUCUUUCUCUCAUGCUUCUGGAGACUUCCAGCCUGGAGUCAUUGAUCUCCCCACCCCACCAAGCCAUGAGGCUAUUGGUCGCUGCUGCUACUUCUGCUGCUUUUUGGACACCAAACUCUUGCUGCACAAUUCUUCCUUUUUCUUGACCUUCCAUUCAUCCCCUGAGUCACUUGGAAGAUAUUUUAGGGGAUGGAAAGCUUAGCUCAAGUUUGCAAGAUUUCACCCCAUCAUACUGGACACGACUUACUGAAUGCCACCAGAAAUUGAGUGGCUCUGCCAGCAAGAUGCUCUCAGUGUCUCUCCUCCCUGGCUCAGGUGGGUGAGACAGAGUGGCCCCUUCUGGGAGGGGAACAUUUGGUCUUCUCCUUUAACCUGCCACCUUGUACUAGCCUGGUCAAGCCCCCAGCCAGGGACAAUAAGGAGUAGGCAAGCACACUGAUACCCAAACCAAAGCUUUUCUAAUUAUCCAUUCCCAGCAUCCCUUCUUCCCCUGGAGGGAGGCUGCUGGGUAUGCAUUGUGCGCCUGGACAGAUGGGAAAAGAGUGAAAGAAAGAAGUGGCAGAGAUCCAGAUUUUUUUCCCCCAUUACCCGUUUGAGGGCCUUAACUUUCCUGUUUCCUGGCAACUCUGCCCAGAGCUGAGAUGAAUUUCUCAAAUCUUUGGAGCUCCAAGCCAAAAUUAGUGGCACCUGCCUCUGCUAAUAGACCUUCCUGGGGAAAGGGAGCUAGUCAGAGGGCUGUCUCUGCUGGAGAGAAAGAACUGGAGAGAAGGCUGCCUAUCAAGCAAAAGGUGGCCAAGUUUUUACUAAAUUGGACUCAUCCUGAUUUCUCACCCCCUUGCCAGAUGCUUUCUGGCCCCUAGCUACUGUGAAAGAGGGUAGUUAAGGAGUGACUAGCUAAAAGUCAUUCAGGACCUCCUCCUUAUGACUAAACUUAAUAAUCCUAAGGGGAUGCCUGAGCUGACAGCCUUCAGCUUUCCUGGUGGUGGUCUCCUAUAGUUCUAAGGCCUGAACCAGUCCACCCCCAGCUCCUCAAAUUGCCAAAAUACAGCCCUCAGGUUUCAUGCUGUGACUGACCACUGUUGUUUGGAAGGCAGACUCCCAGAUUUCUUUAGAUUUCUGGAUCCUUUCCUAUCAGAGCAGUCACUGAACUAGAUGGAAAAGGGUUAUGAUUUGGAGGUUAUUUCUUUUUCAUAUUUAAUUUUUCACAUCCUCUCAGGGAGCAGGGGCCUCUUGCUUUCCAGAGGCCCAAUUCAUUUGUCCAAAAGUAAGACAUCUACCUGCCCUCAGAGGGAAAUGAUACCAUGUACCUGGGGUGUAGGACCUUCUCUGUCACUGUGGGAACUGGCCCCUGACAGUGGAGGAAAGGAGGUUUUCCUAAACCCACCACAGAACGCCUGCUAAAAGCAACAGAGAGCUCAAGUCAGAAAAUUCAACAUUUGGAAAAGGAUUUUUUUUUUUAAGAAAUUGAAAACACUGCUGCUUGCUCAGUUUUCUUGCCUCCAUUUUCAGGGCAGUGGUGGUGGAAAACCCAUUCAAUUCUGGGCUUAGUUUGGGUUCCAUUCGAGUAGGCCAAGGAUUCUACUCACAGAACAAAACUAUUGUUAGUGGGAUACAGGUAUACUGGAAUUAAUGGAAUGAAAACUUAGAACAAGAAAAAGGUUUUGAAAAUAGCCUGUGGGAUUCAGAAGAGUCUGUCUGAUUCUAGGGGUGGAUUCUUUUCUGGUCGCAUACCUAAACUUUAUAAGUGAGAUCCGAAGGAAGUAGCAUUCCCAGUGAGGGAGUCCAGGUAACUAGGUGUAUCAGGCUAGUGAUUUGGGGAGGGAAUUGCUUGUAAACUAUGCACUGUCAGGUAUUCUUCAUUUAUACAUUAAUGUGGGUCUCUAGGGCCCCCACAGAGGGAGUAACCAAAUCCUUCUGCCUAGCCUCCUAGAGAAUGACCUAGAUUUCCUAAAUCUUUGCCCACUGAUCUGUUUUCUUCCAUAAGAUUGUGCAAAUUCAAUGUCCUAAGAUUGUCUAAAAUUUUGUACAUGAUCCAAAAGCAGGAAGUUAAGCUCAAUAUGAGUGCCUUCUCAGCUCAGCCUUGAAGUGCUACUUACAUGUCCCAAGAUUUUUCUAUUUAAAAAUUCCUUUGGUUUCAGUCCUUGUUUAGACACACAACAGCUGCUCUUGUAACAGAAACCUUCAGCCAGAUGAAGACCCUCCCUUCCAUUCACUCAGAAAGUGGUAGAACCCAGUCUGUUGGAAUUCUUUGAAUAAUAAAGUGAUUCUCUUUCACCCCUCCCCCCAGCUAGCUGGGACCUUCCUGGGUAAGGGUAGGCAAGUAAGACAAGACCAUAUCUCUGUUAAUUUGGGGAGAGAAAAGUUAUCUCCAGUAAAAUGGGAAAAUUUGUGUCUUUAAAGAAUUAAAGGCAAUCAUGGCUAAUAAAAUACAUAUAAAACAGAAUCUGUAAACAAAGCUAAACAUAUCCUUCAAUGGUGCUGUUCUCGAUCUGUGAUAGGUUCAGUCACAUUUUUUUCUUUUAUUUGCUUAACCUAAUCAGAAAGUCCAUUGCUUUGGGAAGUUGAAUAAUUAGACUGGAAGUCUCCAGCUUUAAGGAUUUCUGUCUCCUUCCCGCUCCCUAACAUUCUAUGUCCAUUGCAAUAGCCACCAUCACCACUCACCUAAGGAAGGGCAUAAACCCUAGAUCUCGGAUCUAGAUGGGGAUGGGGGAAUCUGUUGCCUGAAGGAAGGCCUUUUGUCAACUGUCAGUGCUAUACAACCUGGGGUGUGAUUUGGGUAACAGUGUGGAUACAUGCUUUGUUGCAUUUUGAUAUUUCCUCAGGCUGACUUUUGUCCUUUGAAAGAAAAGGGAUUCCCCACCUCUGAUCUGGACCGUGAAUUUGGUCUUAGGGAGCAGGGUAGUACCAUUUUUUUUUGUUGCCUUUAAUCUCCAUCCAUGGUUAAAAUACAUUCCCUCCUCUUCUGCCAUCCACAUACCUCCCACUGUACCAAAUGGAGUUUAACUAGUGGUACAGGGGUUUUAUAUGCUGCUUGGGUCAAAAGGGAUUGUCUGCAUUCAACUGCCUCUGUGAAGCUGCUUCUCAUUCUCAUACCAUAUGCUAAGGAUGAAGGGAGAAUACGAUGCAUAUUCGAGCCUCAGCUGUUUCAAUGUUCUUUCUGGGGAGUGCUUCUGGGAUGGUGUUACCAGACUGGAAAGCCUGACUCUUUAGGUUUACGGAGAAUAUGCCUGUUUCUAGAAAACAUUUCUAUAUUCAAGACCAGAUAUUCUCUCUUCCCAUCGUGUUAUGUUAAUAUUGCUAACAACAAUUUGCAGCUGUUUCAACCAUUACUUAUUUAAAUCUGUAAGUUGGAGGUCUUUUGGGAGGGGAUAGAGCACAGGAACAGUCAGUCUGUAAUUAUUGUAUAAAUGCUUUAAUAGCAUAUAAAUAAGUACAUUACUUUUAUUUUGAAAAAAUGAUCAGACACUGCCUUUUGUGUGUUUGCUGCCUGUGGCAACCUUUUUAAAGACUGUUACAUAUUAAAAUAGUGUACAUAUAUAUUAUAUAUAUAUAUAUAUAUAUAUAUAUUAUUUACCUCUUUUGCUGUACAGUUGUGAUAGACCAGACGGAAGAUUUUAUUUUUUGUGUGCUUUUUAUAAAAAAAAUUAAUACACUAAAGAAAAUCUUGCUGAUGUGAUUGUAAUGUACCCAUGUAACUUAUUUACUUUUGAAUGUCUUUCCAUAUCUCUAAACCUUUUAUUAAAUAAGGUUUUAAAAAUUCA